AUGAGUAGAGCCACUAUCGUCGUCAUCGGCGCCUCAUACUGCGGACUUGGAGUUGCAAAUGGGCUUCUGAAAUCUGAGUCCGAUAAGGUCAAGAUUGUCCUAAUCAAUCCCUCAGAGAAGGUUUAUUUCAACAUUGCGGCCCCUCGCAUUCUCGCAAAACCCGAAUUCUUCCAGCCCAAUCAAUACCUCCUCCCAAUCGAAAGUUCAUUUUCGAAGUACCCAAAGGAGUCAUUCGAAUUCAUCAAAGGAAGCGCAAGUCGCAUAGACACCACCUCAAAACUGGUCGAAUUGUCAUCACAGCAACCUCCUAUCUCCUAUGACUAUCUCGUGAUCGCAUCUGGUAGCACAACCUCAUCCUCGGUUGAUGGAGAAUUAGCUCCUUUCAAGCCCAUGAAAGAUCAUGACCUCGAAGCCUCCAUUAGCUCCAUCCAAAAGGCUAUCUCUAACGCGAACAGUGUUAUCAUUGGCGGAGCAGGCCCAGUUGGUGUUGAGUUUGCUGGAGAGCUUGCAGAGGCAUUCAAAGACAAAGAAGACACCUCAAUCACUCUCAUUUCGGCAUCAGAACGCGUUCUGCCGAUGCUGAAGGAGAAAGGCAGUCUGGCAGCAGAGAAUGCACUUGCAGACAAAGGCAUCAAGGUCAUAGCCUCGACCAAGGUUGCAAAUGCUGUACGCAGCGCAUCUGGUAGCCAAACUGCGUGGGUUGUCAACCUGGACAAUGGCGAACAGCUCCAGGCAGACCUCUACAUCUCCACGACCGGUGCGCUUCCCAACAACCAGUUUAUUCCAGCUGAAUUUCUCUCAGCUGAUGGCUGGGUCAACGUGGAUGAGAACCUUCGCGUCACGGGAGGUUCAGAAGAUUGCCUUAUCUACGCACUCGGCGAUAUUACCACUCAGCCGCUGCGCACUGCGAUCAAGCUUGCGGAUCAGAUCCCCGUCGUUGUUUCCAAUCUCAAAGUCGCAAUCCUUGGCACAGGAAAGCUUGUUAACUACAACCCCAACGGAUCUUUCAUGAUGGUUGUGCCCAUUGGUGAAAGUACCGGAACUGGUCAGAUGUUUGGAUGGAAACCUUGGGGAAUGAUGGUUUCGAUGAUCAAGGGGAGAGACUUUUUCAUUUCAAAGGCUGCUGGCAUGCUGGGGCUGAAUUAG
Molecule: messenger RNA, 1146 nt
Organism: Penicillium pulvis
Lineage: Eukaryota; Fungi; Ascomycota; Eurotiomycetes; Eurotiales; Aspergillaceae
Product: NAD(P)/FAD-dependent oxidoreductase
Exons: 1
Coding region: 1-1146 (381 amino acids)
Cellular component (GO): cytoplasm
Molecular function (GO): electron-transferring-flavoprotein dehydrogenase activity; flavin adenine dinucleotide binding
Source: RefSeq, a predicted model, not a curated record